Messenger RNA from Strongylus vulgaris, 654 nucleotides. Lineage: Eukaryota; Metazoa; Nematoda; Chromadorea; Rhabditida; Strongylidae. The record is from the annotation of a GenBank genome assembly.
CAUGGCGAAUCCUUUAUUACCAGAAGAGCGUCUUCGGCAGAAGAUACAAAUACGCGACAAAACACUUCGUAAUGCGUUGGGUGAAUUUUUCGGUACUGCACUACUAUUAUUUAUCGGAAUUGGAAUUGUCAUGCAAUUCGUACUUUCUCAUGAGAAACUCAACACAUGGGUACAGAUAAAUAUCGGAUGGGGAUUUGCUAUUGCCUUUUGCGUUUACACAAUCUGCAAACUAUCAGGAGGACAUUUGAAUCCUGCAGUAUCGUUUGCCUUUUACACCUUGGGGAAACUUCCGCUCAAGGAUUACCUUUGGGGCAUUCGAGGACAUUUGAAUCCUGCAGUAUCGUUUGCCUUUUAUACCUUGGGGAAACUUCCGCUCAAGGAUUGUCUGUUUUACUGUUUUGCACAGACUUUUGGGGCAUUCGUUGGCACAGCUGGUGCUUAUGGAAUUUAUUUUGUUGCCGGACCAAAAGGAACGGGAGUUUGCUUUUGCUCAUUUCCGGAAGCGCACGUCAGCAACACUAUAGCUUUCUUUGAUCAAGUCAGGAGUACAAGCAUGGGCAUGAAUGUUGGCUAUCCUAUCAAUCCGGCUCGUGAUCUCGGACCGAGAAUUUUCAUGUUGUUUAUUGGUUACGGCUCCGAAGCCUUCACGUAAGC